CGGCGCGUAAUAAUUAGUCACAACGCUAUAGUGAUUAUUCUACCUGGUUUUUUUUCAUAUCUCAUGUAUCUACGUUGACGCAUUGAUCGAAAAUGUAAAAAAAUAAAAAAUAAAAAUAUCGUUCGCGUUUUUUAGGAUGCACUACCUCGUUAGCUGUCUGUGUGUUUGACCUUUUAUGGAGUUUUGUGGGCGUCACCAAAUGCAAAUGAGCUGUGUCAGGAACGAUAAACAUACACACGCAGAAUGCAAAAAGCAAAAUAAUGAUCCAGUCUUCAUGACCUGCUGGCCUAACAUCCCCUAAAGCAGUACAAGUCCCAUCACACCAUGCUUUUCUCUCUGCGUGAGCUGGUCCAAUGGCUCGGCUUUGCCACCUUCGAGCUCUUCCUCCAUCUUGCCGCGCUGCUCGCAUUCAGCGUGUUUGUGGCUCUCCGUGUGGACCUGCUGACCACCGUGAGCUGGUGGCUGGUGUUCGUGCCGCUGUUCGCCGCGGACGGCCUCAGCACCUACUUUACGGCCAUCGUCUCCAUCCGGCUGUAUCAGGAAGGCGAGGAACGGCUGGCCGUGCUGCGUCUGCUCUGGGUGCUCACCGUGCUCAGCCUCAAGCUGGUGUGUGAGGUGCUGCUUUGCCAGAAACUAGCCGAGCAGACGCGUGACCCGCUUUUCGGCCUCAUAGUCUCGCCACUUUUCGUCCUCCUGCAGCUGCUCAUGAUCCGCGCAUGCCGUGUUAAUUAACGAGACCAUGACGGAUCGUUGCCAUUUUAACUGUUUGGCUCCACCCACGUGAACUCGAACGAACAUUUCCGAGCAGUUAUUUGCUCACAUGUACAUUGUUUCAAUCAGAGAGAGAUUUGCUUACAAUUCAGAGUUGCAGAGUAAAUGACAUCCAUAUGUUUUUUUUAAUGGUCUUGGCUCAAGUGUAUAAACAUGGUGUCGUUGUAACCAUUAAAGCAAAAUCUGUGUGUGUGUGUGUGUGUGUGUGUGUGUGUUUUUAUUUAUGUAUUUCUGAUGUCCUAAAUGCUGAAUGACAUUAGCUUUCAUUUCUGUUUCUCAGAAUGAUGUUAAUCCUAUUCUGCCUGUGUAAUGACAACACUUUGUUUGUACAUAUUGUAAAUAAACCAACAUACAUACA
This is a messenger RNA of Ictalurus furcatus (blue catfish), 1129 nucleotides long. RefSeq names its product transmembrane protein 203 (gene tmem203). Gene Ontology annotation, biological process: intracellular calcium ion homeostasis. The coding region runs from base 325 to 732 and encodes 135 amino acids. The record is from RefSeq and is a predicted model, not a curated record. NCBI's taxonomy places the organism in Eukaryota, Metazoa, Chordata, Actinopteri, Siluriformes, Ictaluridae. Gene Ontology annotation, cellular component: endoplasmic reticulum. The transcript is spliced from 3 exons.